AUGAUCCAUGCCAGGCUCUUGGUCAGAGGUCGAAUCGGCCAACUUCAGCGUUCGGGUGCCAUUCUGAUCGGUGUUCGAGCCAGAAACUAUCCGUUCGGUAGCACUGAUCGGCACGUAGGGUAUUGAUCCGUUCAGUAUGGACGCCCUCAUUCCGUUCACGACGUCGGGGUCAUUAGUCGACAUCGUUGACAAACGGGUCUUGAUCGUACUGAGAGAUGGGAGGAACCUGUUCGGGGUUCUGCGAAGUUAUGAUCAAUACGCGAACUUGGUACUAGAAUCGACAAUAGAGCGAAUAUUCCAUACCCAUAAACCGAUCUAUACGGACGCCUAUGUCGGGCUAUUCUUGAUCCGAGGAGAAAAUGUUGUGCUUCUCGGCGAGGUCGAUCUCGAUAUGGAGGACGAAGUACCAGUACGACCUGCUGCUAAUGCCGAAGAAGCAAAAGAAAUCAUGGCUUCGAUCGAGGAGAAGAAGGCCUACAAGAAACGAACAGAACCCGUCAAGACUGACGCACUGACGAAGAUGGGUUUCAGUGCGAUCAAGGAGGAAGGGGAUAACUACUAAAUCAGCUUCGGAGCGGGAACGGUCAGCCCUUCUCGU
Messenger RNA from Filobasidium floriforme, 598 nucleotides. RefSeq names its product Sm-like ribonucleoprotein. Gene Ontology annotation, biological process: deadenylation-dependent decapping of nuclear-transcribed mRNA. Bases 137 to 562 code for a protein of 141 amino acids. Gene Ontology annotation, molecular function: RNA cap binding. Gene Ontology annotation, cellular component: Lsm1-7-Pat1 complex; P-body. The record is from RefSeq and is a predicted model, not a curated record. Lineage: Eukaryota; Fungi; Basidiomycota; Tremellomycetes; Filobasidiales; Filobasidiaceae. The transcript has 5 exons.